UCACACAAUAAGAAAAGCAAAUUCUAGAGCACGAGUCCAGCGAGUUCGCCACCACGAGUUCGGCGAGUUUGCAUCAUCCCUUCAAUGGCGUGAAUUUCAUUUCUUCUUCCGUCUCCCACGGGAAGAAACUUACCUUUUUCCUCUUUUUCUUCUACAGUUUCCCUCAAAUUCAUAGACCUGGAUUGUUGCUUUUAAGCUCAUCGUCUCUCUCUAUCUUUGAUUCAUAUGUGAAACAGAGGAUUAGUGUGUUAGUAGUGAGAUCUAAGUCCUCUUCUUGUGUGUUUUUCUAUAAGAGUAGCAAUUACGACUUCAAUCUUCAAUUUCAUCUUACUUUGAAUCUUCAUUACAUUGUUUCCGAUUCAAAAAGUUGACUUUUUUUACUUUGGUUUGUACUUCAGUCACGUAUUUGCUCACUUCUUGUUCAAGAUUCUUCAGUUGGGUGUACUAAAGUUUCGAAAUUUCUUGGUUUAAACAUAUAAAGUUUAUGUUUUGAUCGUUGAUCCUUAAGGCUUUGCUUCAUUUGGUCUAUGAUGAUGGUGUUAUAACUCUGUAUGAAUCGAAUCUGUUCAUGUCGAUUCUAUGUGGUUGUUGCCCUCUUUUAGAAUGUGUCUACUGUCUUGGUUGUGCGCGUUGGGGUUAUAAACGCUGUCUUUACACGGCUGGCCAUGACAGUAAAGAUUGGGGGCUUGCAACAACUGAUGAAUUCGAACCGGUUCCUCGAUUUUGUCGUUAUAUUUUAGCUGUUUACGAGGAUGAUAUCCGAAACCCUUUAUGGGAGCCUCCGGAAGGAUAUGGGAUCAAUCCUGAUUGGUUGCUUCUAAAGAAGACUUAUGAAGACACUCAGGGCCGUGCUCCAGCUUAUAUAUUGUAUCUUGAUCAUGUUCAUCAUGAUAUAGUUGUUGCGAUCCGGGGGUUGAAUCUGGCGAAAGAGAGUGAUUAUGCAAUGCUUAUGGAUAAUAAGCUUGGUGAAAGGAGGUUUGAUGGUGGUUAUGUGCACAACGGGCUGUUGAAGUCUGCUGGUUAUGUGUUAGAUGAGGAAUGCAAAGUUUUGAAAGAAUUGGUUAAAAAGAAUCCGAGUUAUACUCUGACUUUUGCUGGACAUUCACUUGGAUCUGGUGUUGCUACAAUGUUGGCUUUGUUAGUGGUUCGGCAUCCGGAUAGACUGGGUUACAUUGAUAGAAAGAGAGUCAGGUGUUUCGCUAUUGCUCCUGCGAGGUGUAUGUCACUGAAUUUGGCUGUCAGAUAUGCAGAUGUGAUCAACUCUGUCAUACUUCAGGAUGACUUCUUGCCCAGGACAGCCACGCCUCUAGAAGACAUAUUCAAGUCUCUUUUCUGUUUGCCAUGUCUGCUAUGCAUAAGGUGCAUGAAGGAUACAUGUGUUCCAGAGCAAAAGAUGCUCAAAGAUCCUAGGCGGCUUUAUGCUCCUGGUCGUAUGUACCACAUCGUUGAAAGAAAGCCUUGCAGAUUAGGAAGAUAUCCACCGGUUGUGAAGACAGCAGUGCCAGUAGACGGAAGAUUCGAACAUAUUGUUCUUUCUUGUAACGCAACUUCAGACCACGCUAUCAUCUGGAUCGAACGAGAAGCUCAGAGAGCUCUCAACCUAAUGUUAGAGAAGGAGAAUAAAAUGGAGAUCCCAGAGAAGCAAAGGAUGGAGAGGCAAGAGUCAUUAGCUAGAGAGCACAACUUGGAGUACAGAGCAGCAUUAAGACGAGCAGUAACGUUAGAUGUUCCUCACGCGGAGUCAAUAUCCUCUGAAUAUGGAACAUUCGACAAAGCUCAAGAAGACGAAACCGAAGAAGAAGAAACCGAGGAAGAAGAAGAAGAAGAAACAGAAUCGAUUGCACCAAUGGUGGGUGAAUCAUCAACCUCCUCUCUUAGAGCAUUGUACAGGAAAAGACGUAAGCGUGGAGUUAGUUGGGACGAACUGAUCGAAAGUCUAUCCGAACGAGACGAGUCUGGUAACUUGACAUUCGAGAAAUCAGAUUUGCAUCAAUGAGCAAGACUCAUGUUCUCUAUCUAUGUGAAUAAUAUAUGUAUUGUGUAAAAACAGUAGUUCAUUACAAUCAACGUACUACAGACCACAUUGGUCUGAGUUUUUUAUUA
Capsella rubella is the source of this 2103-nucleotide messenger RNA. RefSeq lists its product as uncharacterized. Gene Ontology annotation, biological process: lipid catabolic process. The record is from RefSeq and is a predicted model, not a curated record. Lineage: Eukaryota; Viridiplantae; Streptophyta; Magnoliopsida; Brassicales; Brassicaceae. The transcript is spliced from 5 exons. Bases 569 to 1996 code for a protein of 475 amino acids.